Molecule: messenger RNA, 1467 nt
Organism: Brachypodium distachyon (stiff brome)
Lineage: Eukaryota; Viridiplantae; Streptophyta; Magnoliopsida; Poales; Poaceae
Product: ornithine decarboxylase
Exons: 1
Coding region: 67-1302 (411 amino acids)
Cellular component (GO): cytoplasm
Molecular function (GO): ornithine decarboxylase activity
Source: RefSeq, a predicted model, not a curated record
UUGGGUUCAGUCAGCAUUUGAUCGUUGGGCAUCAUAUCCGGAGCUAAACAGAUCAUCUACAUCGACAUGGUUGGAGGCAGCCCCAUGCAGGCCGUGCUCAUGGCGCCCGGGGUGAAGGACAGGAAAGUGCUCGCGUUCAAGCGGGACGCGCCCAAGGACAAGGACGGCGCCGUCGCCGGCCUCAUGCGCUCCAUCUCUGCCCCGGCCGGCACCGCCCGGAGCGCCUUCUUCGUCUUCGACCUCGCCAGGGUCGUCGAUCUGUACAGCGGCUGGCGCCGCGCGCUCGCCGGCGUGCGCCCCUUCUACGCCGUCAAGUGCAACCCGGAGCCUGCGCUCCUCGGCGCGCUGGCCGCGCUCGGCGCCGGAUUCGACUGCGCCAGCCGCAGAGAAAUCGAGGCCGUCCUCGCUCUCGGCGUCAAGCCCGGGAGCGUCGUGUACGCCAACCCGUGCAAGCCCGAGGCGCACAUCGAGUACGCGGCGUCCGUCGGCGUCAACCUCACCACCUACGACACCGAGGAGGAGGUGGCCAAGGUCAAGCGCUGCCACCCGGGCUGCGAUCUCAUCCUCCGCAUCAAGGGCCCCGACAACGCCGACGCCAAGGUCGACCUCGGCACCAAGUACGGGGCGCAGGAGGACGAGGUCGUGCCGCUUCUGCGCGCCGCCCGGCGCGCGGGCCUCAAAGUCGCCGGCGUCUCCUUCCACGUCGGCUUCGGUGCUUCGUGCACCGAUGUCUAUCGUGGCGCCAUCGAGGCCGCGCGCGCGGCAUUCGAUGCGGCCGCCGCCCUCGGCAUGCCGCCCAUGCGCGUGCUCGACAUCGGCGGCGGCUUCAUGGCCGGUGCCACGUUCGACGAGGCGGCGGCGGUCAUCAACGACGCGCUGGCGCAGCACUUUGGCGAGCUCCCGUGCGUGGAGGUGAUCGGCGAGCCGGGGCGGUACUUCGCGGAGACCGCAUUUACGCUCGCGGCGCGCGUCAUCGGGAAGCGCACGCGCGGCGAGGCGCGGGAGUACUGGAUCGAUGACGGUCUGUACGGCUCGCUCAGCUGCAUGAUCGUUGCCGGCUACGUGCCGCGGCCGAGGCCGCUCGCCGGCCCGUGCCCCGGCGAAAGGACUUACGCCUCGACGGUGUUCGGGCCGACGUGCGACUCUCGGGACAAGGUGGUGAGCGAGUACCAGCUGCCGGAGAUGAGCGUGGGGGACUGGCUCGUGUUCGACGGCAUUGGCGCCUACGCCGCCUCGUCCGGCUCCAACUUCAACGGAUUCUCGACGUCCGACAUAAAGACGUACUUGGCGUACUCCAGCUAGCUAGAAAUAGAACAUGGCACGUGUGCAUGGUGUGGAUUGGUUUUAGUGAUCUCUUGGUUUUAUGAGCUUAUUACGCAAAAGAGUUGUAGAAGAAGCUCGCGAACGAUUUGUGUGCUUCGUUGGUUUCAUUCGGGUGUUUUAUGUAUCAAAUGCGAAAUAAAUAUA